CCAGCGUCUUUUACAUACCGAGAUUAGAGCUAAAUUUGCCUUUACUUUUCGUGUCCCACAUAUCAAAUCACUUGUCUCUCACCAUCAACACCACCUCCCAUAAUGGCCGAGGAGCACAAACACCACCACCUCUUCCACCGCAAAAAGGAUGAGGACCAGCCGUCCGUUCAGGAGUCGAUCUACUCCGAGACCACCGGAUAUGGAGAACCGGGCGGUGGCUAUGCCGAGACCACUGAGGUGAUGGCUGUCAGCUCUGGGCCAGAGCACGACUACAAGAAGGAGGAGAAGCACCACAAGCACCUCGAGCACGUUGGUGAACUCGGUGCUGCUGCCGCCGGGGCUUAUGCUCUGUACGAGAAGCACGAGUCAAAGAAGGACCCAGAGCACGCGCACAGGCACAAGAUCGAGGAGGAGGUCGCUGCUGCGGCCGCGGUCGGGGCAGGUGGCUUUGCCUUUCACGAGAAGCAUGAGAGGAAGGACACCAAGAAGGAAGACGAGGAGGAGCACGGCAAGAAGCACCACCACAUCUUCUGAUCAGUGAUCUCGUUAUUCAUUAAUGAGAUCGACUCGAUCAAAAUUUAUAUAUAAAUUUUAUCCGACCUACGCCUGCUCUGCUGCCAUGAAAUAACUGCUACAUGUGUACUUAGUGAGCUUGGGUGAAAGGCUAAGAGCUGAGUGAUUUUCUCUUCUGCAUACUAUAUAUGUGGGGUAGGCUUAUCUGUGUGAAUGCUUGCUUUUGUGCACUUGUGAUCGUUUGAGAUUUGGCAAUAAUAUAAUAUUUCCUCAAAUAAUAUAAUAUAUAUAUAAUAUUUCCUCUGUAACUAUAUUUUUAUGUGUA
This is a messenger RNA of Punica granatum (pomegranate), 838 nucleotides long. The record is from RefSeq and is a predicted model, not a curated record. NCBI's taxonomy places the organism in Eukaryota, Viridiplantae, Streptophyta, Magnoliopsida, Myrtales, Lythraceae.